UUGAUAAUUUGAAGUUUUAAGCGGGUACUAGUUCUAGUGUUUAACUAGAUGUUAGAUAUCAAUUGUUCCUCAUUGGGGGUGAACUGAUUACAGUCGCGUAAACGAAUUAACACCGCUUGAAACCGUUUUCAAGCUAAACAAAGUUGCGUCAUGGUAUCUAUGAAAAAUUUUCCGAAUCCUGCACCUGCUGGCCAUGUGACAGUUUGUGAGGUCGAUGGAAAAUUACAAACUAUGACAAUUGAAAAUGCAAAUUUUUCGAUAUUUAGCAACACCGUUGCAUCAUAUCCAACAAUAGUAGUGAACAGGGACUUGCUCCGCCCUUCUGUAACUUCUCAUGAAGAUAUAAAUGCUGUCUUUCUGCCUGUUCGUGAAGGUUUAGUGAAGAGAAUAUUAAAUGUGUGGUAUGAACAUGGACUAUUGGAGGCAUUAAAUUUGAUGGCAGACCAAAAUGAUCCAAACAUACACCCCACGGUUCGGUAUGCAGCAUCAAGUAUGCUGAAACUUUCUGAUAUUAUAAUUCGCCUCAGAAAUCGUUUUCACCCACGGCUGACUGAGAGUGGAACAAAUCUAAUUGCUGCUGUUUCUCAGACAAGAGACUGGAGUCGCAGUCCAGUCAGGUGUCUUGCAUGGCACCCACACUGCACAAAACUAGCGGUUGCAGUUCGUGAUGAUUCAGUACAUAUUUACACUGCAGGUUCAAAGCAUAAGCCUUUCCUCAAAUAUAAGAAUCAAAAGAAUAUUUCAUCUCUGGCAUGGAGACCCUUAUCUGCAUCGGAACUUGCUGUCGGAUGUGAAGCUGGUGUUUAUGUCUGGCACAUAGACCCUAAUUCUGUUGUUACAAGGUUAUCUGCAAAUUGUGCUACCUUUCUAGAAAGACCAAACCAUUCGCCUAUUACUAGUGUUGCCUGGAGCCCACAGGGAGACAUUUUGGUGACUGCUUCUGCUGCAGAUACUGUGAUGUAUGCUUGGGAUCUUGCUAUGGAAUCAUACUCAGCCAUAAGGAAAACACACGGUGGUGGUGUGAGCUUUAUAGCAUGGUCUCCUGAAAAGGUCUUUUCAGCAACCACUGGUGUCGUUUUCAGAGUAUGGGAAACCAACACAUGGACAUCUGAGCAGUGGACUCUGCCAUUUGGACAUGUUAAAACAGCUUGCUGGAGUCCUUGUGGAUCUGUUUUGUUGUUUGCAACAUCUCAUGAGACUGUCAUAUAUUCUUUAUCAUUCACAAGAGCUGUGACAGUCUUCUUGGCUGAUGCAGAGAAAGCUAGUAGAACAGCCAUACCUGUUGCUGAUGUUACACCUAGUGAGACAGACACUACUGGUGAUAGGAUUGGAGGACUACCAGUGUCAAUUGUGUGGGAUGGUCAUGGCCAAUAUGUAGCAGUACUAUUCAAGGAAAGCAGGCACAUUGCUGUCUUCAAAAGUAAACUGAAACCAGUUUUUCAGCUGACACCAUGUUGCUUCAUCAGUGGAAUUUCUGAUGAAAUGCCAAAUGCUAUAUGUUUCCAAAACAACUAUGAGGAAGGUGCUUUACUGACAAUUGCAUGGUCAACAGGACGAAUUCAAUACUUCCCAUUUAUCAACUCAAGUGCAGGAACCAAGGAUGCAAUGAAUGUAACACAUUUUUCAGGACAUCUUGAUUCUACAUCGUUCCAUACUCCAACAAUUCACAACCUUUCAACAUUCCGUAAUGCUUCAUUUGCCUCUUUUUGAUUGAGAUUUUAAAUCAGUUAAUAAACUGGGAAGUUAUUUAUUUACACCUUUGUUGGAGGUGGUGCGCAGUGAAAUUUGUUGACCAAUGCAAGUUUUCCAAAACCUGUGCUUGGACAAUUUGGCAUAGAUAUGUAAUUGUUUUACUUGUACUUCUACACCACUCUUGCACAUUAUUUCAGUUUUGUACAUUACUGCUUAAUUUCUUGUAACAGAGAGAGCCAGUUUAUCAAGCCAGUAUUGGAGAAUUGACUUCUUUCAGAUAACAGAAAGUCUGAAAAAUUGUACAGAAUUCAUAUUUUAAUUUGUGGGUAUCUCAAGUUACUUUGAUAUACCAUUCAUAAAUAAAAGAAAUAUUACAAAUGGAACAGAAAGAAUCCCCACUCAUCCAAAGUAUUUCACUGUAAUGAAAAAUUCUCAGAGUGUGGAAAUAAAUUUUAUUAAAUUACAGGUUGGAAGAGCUUGGGACACUAGAGGAUUACUAGUGAGAGAUCAUAGCUCACUGUGUUUGCUUUGUGACCACGUUGGAAAAAGAAAUAGAUUGCUAUUAAAGUAGGUUUCAGAGGAUAGUGAAUUUCUUAAAGGUAAUUGAAAAAAACUUGAGUUUUACUGUUGAAAGAAAUAUUAGGCCAACAUAAAUGAUUUUUGUACCUACUUAAGCAUGAACAUUGUAUAAAUCUACAAAAUUAAUAAUCCUUUCUUGGAUUACAACCAUUAACUAAUGAUUGUAUUUGAACAAUUUAAGGAGUAUAAAAUUUUACCAUAAUUUGUAAAGAAAUGUAAUACUGUUGGCAGUUGUGCUACAUUUAUAGUAGAGUUGUAUUACAAUCCAAAUGAUGACUUUUUAAAAAUGUUUAUUCACCAGACAAUGUACUUUGGUUACUUUAUACACAGUUACUUUGGUUGGCUCUGUAUUCAUCCUGUAAUGUAGAGCAGGGUUAUUUGGUCAGUUGACUAAACAAUUUUAAAAACAGCAAAAUCAGAGUAGACUUCAGUCACAACUAUUUUGUGCUUCAUGAAAAUGAAUUUCCAUGUAGAACUUUUUUUCCAUAUGAAGCACAAAGAAACAAUAUUGUGACAUCUAUUCACUACUGAUGUGAAAGAAAAAUUGGUUUCUGGUUAAGCUAUGCUCAUGCAAAAGUCUUUGCAAACUUCCUCUUUCAUGUAAAAUAUCAAUUGUGAAAUGCCAAAUUGAAUGUAACUUUUAUCAGAUGUUCUUAAAGGAAACAAUCAAGUUCAGUGUCAUUUUGUAUCACGAGAGAAGACCAAUAUUUUGUUGUAAAUAUAUUCUU
Molecule: messenger RNA, 2999 nt
Organism: Schistocerca nitens (vagrant locust)
Lineage: Eukaryota; Metazoa; Arthropoda; Insecta; Orthoptera; Acrididae
Product: aladin-like
Exons: 10
Coding region: 151-1710 (519 amino acids)
Biological process (GO): nucleocytoplasmic transport
Cellular component (GO): nuclear pore
Molecular function (GO): protein binding
Source: RefSeq, a predicted model, not a curated record